This is a messenger RNA of Episyrphus balteatus (marmalade hoverfly), 660 nucleotides long. Its product is annotated as cytoplasmic dynein 2 intermediate chain 1-like. NCBI's taxonomy places the organism in Eukaryota, Metazoa, Arthropoda, Insecta, Diptera, Syrphidae. The record is from RefSeq and is a predicted model, not a curated record. The transcript has 3 exons. Bases 1 to 660 code for a protein of 219 amino acids.
AUGACAAGAUUUGAAAACGUUAAGAGUCCAAGACGCCAAGAAUUGCAGACGACAAAGUCGCACCACAAUAAGAUUCGCGAAAGACAAAUGAUCACAAACGCAAAAGUCACAGACGAUAAAAAUUACAGACGACAAAAGUCACAAACUGCAAAAGCGACAAAAGUCAUAGACGACAAAAGUUACAGACGACAAAAGUCACAGACGACAAUAGUCGCAGAUGACAAGAGUCCAAGACGACAAAAAUCGCAGAAGAUAAGAGUCGCAGAUGAAAAGAGUUGCAGUCGACAAAAGCCGCAAACGACAAAAGUCGCAAAUGAAAAGACGAAGGACGACAGCAAUCCAAGAAAAGGAAUCACAGAAGAUAAAAGUCGCAGUCGACAAAAGUCACAAAAGAAAAAAGCGACAAAAGUCAUAGACGACAAAAGUUCCUUACGACAAAAGUCACAGACGACAAUAGUCGCAGAUGACAAGAGUCCAAGACGACAAGAAUCGCAGAAGAUAAGAAUCGCAGAUGAAAAGAGUCGCAGUCGACAAAAGCCGCAAACGACAAAAGUCGCAAAUGAAAAGACGACGGACGACAGCAAUCCAAGAAAAGGAAUCACAGAAGAUAAGAUUCGCAGUCAACAAAAGUCACAAAAGAAAAAAGUCGGAGAUAAUUAG